This is a messenger RNA of Notodromas monacha, 881 nucleotides long. The record is from the annotation of a GenBank genome assembly. NCBI's taxonomy places the organism in Eukaryota, Metazoa, Arthropoda, Ostracoda, Podocopida, Cyprididae.
AUGAAGAAAUCCGAGUGCUGUCACAUGAAGCCUAACAUUCAUCCUUUCAUGAGUUUCAUCCCCGGCUUGUUCUGUCUUGAAUUUUUUCUUGCGCGAUUUGCGAAACCGCCUCCAGGCGCGACAUACCCUCACCAGCAAUUUACUCCAGUGCCAGUGUAUCAUCAUCAAACCCCUGGUGUCUCAUACAUGAUGAAUCCCUCACAACCACAGCAUACUACAGUCAUCAUCAAUGGAGGAUGUCCUCGUUGCCAGUCCGGAAGCCUGUCCGACAGUUUCACUUGCUGCGGAAUCUUAUUGGCCAUCAUAUUUUUCCCUGUGGGACUCGUUUGCUGCUACGUCAUGAGAGAGAAAAAGUGCGUGAACUGCGGAGCCACUUUCGGCUGAAAAUAUCCUCAACACCUCGCAAGCUUUUCCGCCAUUUCGAUGUUUUAAAAGCAUACUUUUUCCUGAUGCAACGGCGUCCGUGGUUCACGAAAGUAUUUCGAAUAUUCGACAUUUAAAAAUUUGACCAUAAUUCCUUCAACAACGAAAACAGAAAAGGAGUGAAAGGAAGUCACUGGACGAGACACGAACUUUCGCGAUUCUGGAAACGUUCCGAGCUUGACAGUUCUUGUGCCUUAUUAUGUUCGUUCGUUCUUCGAUAAGUCUUGAACUGGUACACUUUUGAUUGACUUGAGCCAGUUGGUUUUUUUACAGUUUUCUUUUGUCGUCGAGGCAAACUCUUUUUUUUUUAAAGAAAUGAACAAUUCAAGGGUAUUUUUUGUAUUAAUGGGAAUAAGACUCAGACCCGCGACAAGGAAGGAGAAAAGUUGACGGCACUUAUAUUUUCGAGUCCUUCAUCACCCUCGACGUCGAAUAAAACUCGAUGAUUUUCAAGCUUG